Racocetra fulgida is the source of this 399-nucleotide messenger RNA. The record is from the annotation of a GenBank genome assembly. Lineage: Eukaryota; Fungi; Glomeromycota; Glomeromycetes; Diversisporales; Gigasporaceae.
AUGCAAGAUCCUGUUCCUCAUAUUGAUUCGCACAACUUUACUCAAGGUCCUGUUUUUCAUAAUGACACCCGAGUCCCUCUGCUUGAUACUAAUUCGCAUGAGGCUAUACAAGUUCCUUGCAUUAAUUCCUAUGCUGUUCAAGAAUAUGCAAAGCCUGAAACACGACUUGUUCCAAACUAUGCACUUCUUUCGGGUGGUGCACGUGUAAUUCCUCAUAUGACUUCUAAUGAAUAUGUCAGUUACCCAGAAGAAUUCGUUAAACGUCAGGUCUCGAAGAUGUUUAAUAUCAAGUCUAUCCAAUCAAAACCGGCAAAGAUCGUCUUAACAUCAAACAAUGAAGCAGGAAACUGCUUUUGUUUUACCGGCACUCAUGGACAACUUGCAAUUCAUUUAAUCGGG